Centruroides sculpturatus (bark scorpion) is the source of this 966-nucleotide messenger RNA. Its product is annotated as zinc finger protein 468-like. The transcript has 4 exons. Lineage: Eukaryota; Metazoa; Arthropoda; Arachnida; Scorpiones; Buthidae. Gene Ontology annotation, molecular function: RNA polymerase II transcription regulatory region sequence-specific DNA binding; DNA-binding transcription factor activity, RNA polymerase II-specific. Gene Ontology annotation, cellular component: nucleus. The record is from RefSeq and is a predicted model, not a curated record. Gene Ontology annotation, biological process: regulation of transcription by RNA polymerase II. The coding region runs from base 40 to 927 and encodes 295 amino acids.
CGUACUUUUUCAAACCAGAAAUUGUCACAACUCGAGGGAAUGGUCGCUACAACUGACACAAACGGCAGCAUUAAAUGCAUAGUUUGCCAAAAUAACUUUGCAAACGAAGCGCAGUUCCUCGAACAUCUGAAGGAGAAUCCGAAGUGCGAAAGGUUGACUUGUGACGUGUGUCGAAAACAGUUUACUCGGAUCUCCCAUUUGAAUAUACACAAGUUAAUACAUUCGAACGAAAAAAAAUUCAAAUGCGAGGAGUGUGAUUAUUCUACGGUAGAUAGAGCAAAUUUUAGAAGACACCAAAAUAAUCACUCAAAAAAAGGACUUUAUAAAUGUAGCUAUUGCGAUUAUUCGACUGCAUGGAAAAGCAAUUUAGACAGACAUAUUUUGGUAAAACAUUCGAAAAAAUCGAAUAUCCUCGAAAAAAUUUUGCCGAGAUAUCUAAAUUUGGAAAAAUAUCGAUGCAACAUUUGCUCGAAACCUUUCGCAUUUCUAUCUGAUUUAAAACGUCACGAGAGAAAUCAUACGGGGAAAAAACCGUUUCACUGUGAUUAUUGUUUUCGAAGGUUUACACGACAAGAUAAAUUAAACGAACACAAGGGAAUAAUUCAUUCGACAGUAGAAAAACAAUUUCCGUCUCAGCAUGUUACAGGAGAAGGUACGUCAAAAUCUUUUAAAAUCUCGGAACAGAGUGAAAUGCACUCUUCUGCCGAAAUCUCAGCAACGACUUCCAUUCGAGAGGAACAUCUUGAAACAAACGAGAAAGAUAAAAGUUUGCAAUUUUCUGAAAAAUUAUGGCAAUGUCAUCAAUGUCGCUUUACUACAAACUCCGAGAAAGAAUGGUUCGUACAUAAACAGACACACGUCAAUGCCCCAUGCACGUCAAAGGUAUUUAAUUGUCGUAUUCUGUUUAAAAGUUUUAGUACUUUGUAAAUAAACAUUCAGUUUAAGUUAGGAAAAGACACCAGAACA